UGAUUUUGGUGACGUUAUUCCAGGAGUGGGCGAGGGAGGGCGGCGCCUCCCGGGGCUGAGCCCCGCCCCCGCCCCUAUAAAUACGGCUUCCCAGGCUCUUUGUGGGGCCGCGAGCUCGGUGGAGAACCCAGAGCUCCGUCAGCUCUGCCAACGCCGCUGGCAGUGGGGCUGUCUCCGGGAGGCGGACCGGCGAACGCCCAGUGCCCGCACUCGGCAACCCGCAGCGCCUGUCUGCGCCCGUGACAUCCACACCCGGGACGCAGUGACCGUGUUUAAAUCACAAGGGCGUGGGUCAGGCUCCCCUAGGACUUCAUGUCUGUAUAUUUCCCCAUUCACUGCCCCGACUAUCUGAGAUCGGCCAAGAUGACUGAGGUGAUGAUGAACACCCCAUCCAUGGAGGAAAUUGGCCUCAGCCCCCGAAAGGAUGGCCUUUCCUACCAGAUCUUCCCUGACCCAUCAGACUUUGACCGCUGCUGCAAACUGAAGGAUCGUCUGCCCUCCAUCGUGGUGGAGCCCACGGAGGGGGAGGUGGAGAGCGGGGAGCUGCGGUGGCCCCCCGAGGAGUUCUUGGUCCAGGAGGAUGAACAGGACAACUGUGAAGAGACAGCGAAUGAAAAUAAGGAGCAGUAGAGUCCACGCCGGCUCCCACGGGGUCACACCAGACAGCAUCUGCACCUGAACUGUGUUCUUUCCCGCUACCAUGGAAGGAGAGCGUGAGCCACAAUAGUUCUGAAAACGUCAGAUGAUGGCUUCCGUUUUGCACCUGCAAAUCACUGAGUUGGUUUUCUUUUCUUUUCUUUUCCUUUUUUGAGAUGUCGGGCCGCGGAGCCCUCUGCAACAACGCGCCAGGCCUUUGAGAAAGGAAGCUGCUUAGAGCAGGGGUGGGGGGUGCGGGGCGGCGGGUGUCGUGGAGAUCUUUCUCUGAACUCAAGCGGGCUGGGGGCAGCGGUGGGAUUCCAGCCGGCUCUGGGGGAGGGGCGGGUGGCGGGAUGUCAAAGCUGGCAAGGAACGUCUGGGGCAAGAAAACACACAGGAGAUGAAAGAGAAAAUACACAUUGUAAAGAAAACAUUGAGCAGAGACGUGCAGCCAGGAAGUACCUACCCAGCAAGCAUUCGCUCCCGCUGCUGGGACAUCAGACAGCAGUCUUCAUCUCUCUCUGUAGUUUUGCCCACUGCCAGCCUUUGUUUUUAUUUCAGGUGUGUUGGUCUGCAGUGGGGAGGCAGGCAACGUUGAGCAGGGGAGCCUGGCUGCCUGCAAAGCCAGCUGGAGGUGAGGUGGAGACCCUCCCCUCAGACCCUGGCAGGGGCACAUGCCCCUGUAACCUGAAAGCUUUUAAAGAGGCAGCACUCUUGAGCACUCCCCUGAGUUAUCCUUUUUGCCCCCCAGCCCUUGUGGAAGUAGCGAGAGCCCUUCCCGUCCCUUCUGGAGGACCGAGGUAGAUGCUUGGACACCAAGGUCCAUCCCCAGCUGCUCCCCUCAGACUUGCUCUCCCUCUGGGCGGAGGCACAGAGCGGCAGGCUCCCCCAGGCUGGCCCUUCCUCCUCCUCACCUCCACCCUCCCUACCCUGGCACAGCAGUCAGGCCAGGGUGGCUGCCAGCCCUGCCGCAGACUCCAGCCAGCCUGACCAGCUGUGGCACCCACUCCCGCGUGGGAUCUUGGCCUGUCUUUCCAGUGGGAGCUGAGUGGUGAGCAGAGGAGGCUUCUUCUGUUUCUUGUUGGGAAAGUGAGCUUUGAUGCAGGUCCUGAGAGCUGGCAGAGCCUGGGAGCUGCUGGAUGGCGGCGACAGGCUCUCCUGCUGCAGCCUGGGGAUUGAAUUUGAAACUAAAGGGUGUCGUGAGAUCCUGGGCUUCUUCCGUGGUGUUCCUGGAUGCAGCGGGGAGGACGGCUUAGUGAGGGAGCAUCAUCCCUCCUCACCUCCCACCGACCCCUGCAAGGGCACGUUGCAUGAGAAAGCUAGCUUGGACUUAGCUUCUUAUCAUAGUUAAGAACCAUCUGGAGCUGCAGAGAUUGCAGGACAAACCCUUCAAACCAUCUCUAUGUCAGAGCAGCCCUGUGCAGCCAAGAGGUGAGCUCAAGACCCUCCCUGGGGCUGAACUCGGCCAGCAGAGGCACCCACCAUGUCCCCUCAGGGCUCUGGUCCGUCCAGGCUGAUCCCCGUUGGGACAUGCGCAUAGAGUUGUACUUAAUACCUCAAGG
Molecule: messenger RNA, 2198 nt
Organism: Hippopotamus amphibius kiboko
Lineage: Eukaryota; Metazoa; Chordata; Mammalia; Artiodactyla; Hippopotamidae
Gene: LBH
Product: LBH regulator of WNT signaling pathway
Exons: 3
Coding region: 313-630 (105 amino acids)
Biological process (GO): positive regulation of DNA-templated transcription
Cellular component (GO): nucleus
Source: RefSeq, a predicted model, not a curated record